AUGGGCGAUAUAGAGAACACGAUCGGGAUCGAGAGCGACCAUCAGCAAAAUGGUGAAACGACUCAUUUCACCGAGACUCAAUGUUCAUCAACAAUACCGUCUCCGUUGGUUGCCAACCUCAAGCUUGAGUCGACAAAUGCUACCGAACCUGACGAAGAUGAAGAUUUCAUGAUGCAAUUUUCUGUCGAAUUUUUGAAGAAUAAUCCUGAGGACCCUCUCGAGGACAUCCCUGAGGACAUCAUUGAGUACUGUCCUGAGGACAACUCGGACGGUAUAUCUGAAGAUAAACCCAGCUAUAGCUAUGAGCACAUCGAUAAGGACCCUGCUAACGACAUGGCUGCAGACAACGAUGCUCUUGCCCAAGAAUUUUUGGACAGUAAUCCUGAGGAUAAUCCUCUGGACGAAGACAUCCUAGAGUACAGCCCUGAGGACAAAUAUGACGAUAUCUCUGAAGACAGCUCUGAUAACUCCGCUAAGAACAUAUCAGAAGUCACAGAUCCGCUUACCCAAGACAAUUCGAAACGUUUAGGUUUGGGAACAUCACUUAAAAGUAGGGUAGACGAGCGACCUGGAGACCGAAGACCUCUCCUAGACAUUAGCAACGAAAUCAAUCACCGAUCUCUCCUACACAGGCAAAGAGGAAUACGCUACACUGCCACGGAGUUGGACUCGGCGGCGUAUGAUCUCAUAACGGGAGGAAAUACAAACUAUUUAUUCAGACAAGCGAAUAUGAAAUUACCUAGCCUUAAAACAGUGAAGAGGCACAUUGUGAACCAUACGUCAGAAACGCAGGAGGCAACGAUCAUGGUACAGUCCCUACUGAGAUAUCUUAAUGCUCAUCAAUAUCCGUUGAUUGUAGCAUUAAGCGAAGACGGGACUGCAGUGUCCCCAGAUAUAGAAUACGAUCCACGGUCUGACUCGUUGAGAGGCUUGGUAGCACCAUUUGACGUUCAUGGAAUGCCAUCCAAGGAUGUGCUCAAGGCCACUACACUAAUCAAAAUGGUUAAUGACAUGCAAACCUACCAUGUCGGAGAAUACUUGUAUGUGAUUAUGGCUCUACCUAUGGCUGUUGGUGCUUCACCAAUAUGUAUAUUCUACAUGUGCAGUGACAAUCGAUUUACAUACACAGACGUGAUUUCGCGGUGGACUUUUGUUGAAGCCGAAUUACAAAAAGUAGGAAUAUCGGUGGUCAGCAUCUCAUCAGAUGGAGAUACACGACUGUUGAAGGCGAUGAAGGAAAGGUCAGGGAUACCUAGUCCCUUUGCUAGUAAGGUGUAUGGGCCCCAUUUUGCCGCUGACCUCACCGGUGAACCAGUAUGUAUACAAGAUACGGUACACCUCGUCAACAAAUUACGUCACGCUUUGCUAGACCCGAAGCGACACAUGCGUUUAGGUAAAUUCGUCGUAUCGGUCGCCGUUGUGAAUGAAAUGAUCCAGCAAGGCUGCAAAGGAAUUCAUCGAUUAAAUCCAUCAGAUAUAAACCCAAACGACAAAAUGAAAUUUGAUCCCUCACUGAAGCUGAUGGCUACGGAUUUAAUCCAGCAUUUGAAGCAGACCGUCGCUGGAAGCAUGGGAACAGCCAUAUAUUUGGAGAUGAUGAGGAACAUAUACAUCGCUUUUACCGAUGAGAACAUGCACACUUAG
Molecule: messenger RNA, 1644 nt
Organism: Ochlerotatus camptorhynchus
Lineage: Eukaryota; Metazoa; Arthropoda; Insecta; Diptera; Culicidae
Exons: 5
Coding region: 1-1644 (547 amino acids)
Source: RefSeq, a predicted model, not a curated record